Haliotis rubra (blacklip abalone) is the source of this 504-nucleotide messenger RNA. RefSeq lists its product as uncharacterized. The record is from RefSeq and is a predicted model, not a curated record. NCBI's taxonomy places the organism in Eukaryota, Metazoa, Mollusca, Gastropoda, Lepetellida, Haliotidae. The coding region runs from base 1 to 504 and encodes 167 amino acids. The transcript is spliced from 3 exons.
AUGUUUGGCCUGGCCUGGCCUGGCGCUGGCUGGCCUGGUGUCUGGCCUGGCCUGGCCUGGCCUGGCCUGGCUGGCUGGCUGACGGCCGGCCCAAUGCCCGGCCGGCCAGUGAGCCAGCCCGGUGGCCAGCCCGGCCGGCCGGCCAGCCAGCCAGCCGGCCCGGAUGGCCCGGCCAGGACUGGCCCGGCCGCCAGCCGGCCCGGCCUGGCUGGCGUGUGUCUGGCCUGGCCUCUGGCUGGCUGGCGGUUGGCGGCUGGCUGGCUGGCUGGCUGGCUGGCUGCAGCCUGGCCUAGGCAGGCUGUGUUUGCAGCUGUGUGGCUGGCUGGCUGGCCUGGCCUGGCCUGGCUGGCUGGCCUAGCUCUGGCUGUGUGGCUGGCUGGCCUGGCUGGCUGCUGGCUGGCAGCUGGCUGGCUGGCUGGCGCUGGCUGGCUGUGCUGGCUGGUUUGGCUGGCUGGCGGCUGGCUGGCCUGGCAGCUGGCCCCAGCUGACUGGCUGGCUGGCUGA